GUAAAUUCAUUUUGGGGAUCUGUUUGUAGUAAUUCAUGAUUGUUUUAGCGUAAUCGGGGGGCACUUCUGUUUCCUCAAAAGUAAAGGAGAUAUGUUGGGACUUAUUUUCGUUUACAUUGAUCUUUCACUUUCGCAACCACCUCUCAAUAUCAUGCAGAUGUUCCUGGAGAUAGUAAAUGGUCAUGACCGGGUCCUCGAGAACCGAGACUAUUAAAACUACUAAAACAUAAACUGACGAAUUUAAAAAAAAAAAAAACAUUAAUUCAUACAAAAUAAAUUGCCAAGACAAUUUCUCACUUAAAAUAGUCACGAUUAUACUCCGUAAGAAUGGUUUGAGCACUUUUAUCAAAAAUAUAUUUUUUCUAAACACACACGAUUCACGCUCGUAGGCUAAAUAUUUUACAAAAUUAUCGAAUAAAUGCAUUUUGUAUGACACUGUUCACAUGGCAUCACAGAUAAUAGCUUACCUUUGGUAUCAUAAUAUCCAAUACACGCGUGAGUUGAGCAUGAUUGUGCCUUCCACAUUAAUGAUAUAAAGAGACACAAAUUGCCCAUAAUACAAUUCAGUGUCGCUAUACCAUUCAUUGAGGAAUAUCGCGUGCAUAAUUUUUUUACAAAAUUAAUUGAGAGUGACUAUUACAAAAUGAACGCAACUAAAUACGAUAGUGUGAAAAAAAUUUGGAGUGGAGCUGAUGAUCCGAGUGCACUUUUCCAUGAAAACGUUACAAUUGGACGUGCUGUGCUGUACUUGCUGAAUUUGAAUCCUGCAAAAAUCUGCCAGGUUAGUGCUGAUGAUGGGAGUACGCGGACAAACGGGGAGAUCUACCAGGCAACGCUCAACAUUGCUCUUAAUCUCCAAAAACGUGGAUGCUCCAAAGGGGAUGUGGUUGGCUUCGUGUGCAGGAAUAGUCACAACCUCACGCCUGCCUUCCUUGCAGCACAAUUCCUGGGAGCUCCCACAAAUGCUCUGGAUGUAGCUUUCUCCAAAGAUGAAAUUGCUCACAUGUUCAAGACAACUGGGCCGAAAUUUGUCUUUUGCGACGAUGAUGUUGCACGAACAGUCCAAAAAGCUCUUCUUGAGAUUGGAAGUAGCGCCACAAUUAUCGUUUUGGGACAAAAAAUGGGCAACUUCACCCACAUUGAUGAUCUCUUGGAUGAUAAGGGCAAUGAAACGGAGAUCAAGAAGUUGCUACUUUAUCCACCAGAAGUCGAUAAGAAAUCAUGUUCAGCUAUUAUCUGUUCAUCAGGAACAACAGGCCCGGCCAAGGGUGUUGCAAUAUCACACGAAUCACUGCAACUAAUGUUCUGUCGUCCAGUAAUGAGUUCAUUUGUAGAGCCCAACGACUCAACGUUUUGCUUCUUUUCACUCAAUUGGUUUUCUGGCUACAUGUCAAUGUUUAUGAGCUUUUUCUUGGGAAUACAGAGAAUUAUCACAGCUAAACCCUUUUCUCCAGAAUGGCUGAUUGCCGUUGUAAAUAAUUACAAAGUAGCCCUAUUACUGACCACACCUGCUAAUGCAGCUCAGCUUGUAAAUUCUCCAGCCCUUAAGAAGGAUUCCCUUGAAGGACUUAAGGGCUACGUAUGUUGCGGAAGUUCAAUGAGCAAGGAGCUUUUGGAUAAAAUUCUAUCAUACGUUAGCAAUGGAAUGUUCACCGUUGGCUAUGGUAUGACUGAAGUUGGAGGAAUAUCUUCACAAUUUCUGUCAUCUUCCAAAGCUUCUGUUGGGAAUUUAACUGCAGGAUGUGUGGCGAAAAUUAUCGAUAAGGACGGGAAACAACUUGGUCCUGGGGAAUCUGGUGAAAUUUAUGUUAAAACCAGAACUCAAUUCAUGGGCUACUACAAUAACCCAAAAGCAACGAAGGAAACUCUGGACAAAGAAGGAUGGAUCCAUACGGGAGAUCUGGGGUACUUUGACGAAGACGGUUUACUCUUUAUAAGUGGACGCAAAAAGGAGAUUCUAAAGUACAACGGUUUCCAUGUGACUCCAUCGGAAAUUGAGGAAAUUCUCGAAUCCCAUCCAGGUGUAUCGCAAGCUGCCGUCGUGGGAAUUCCAGACCCGGUCUGUAUGGAACUCCCAGCUGCAGUUGUGGUCCGGAGGAAUGGUACUUCCGUCACAGAGGAAGAGCUCUCAAAGUUGGUUGGGAUGAGUGUUUCAGAUUACAAAAAACUCCGCGGUGGGAUUUACUUUGUGGAUGAUUUCCCGAUGACACCAUCAGGGAAGAUAAGGAAGCCAAAAGUUAAGGAAUUAGCUAUUAGUCUAUAUAGUGCUAAGCAAGCACAUAAAUUGUAAAUUCAUUUUGGGGAUUUUUUAAAAAAUAAAUAUUCAAUAAAUUGAUUGAAAAUA
Lutzomyia longipalpis is the source of this 2344-nucleotide messenger RNA. RefSeq lists its product as uncharacterized. Bases 644 to 2290 code for a protein of 548 amino acids. Gene Ontology annotation, biological process: long-chain fatty acid metabolic process; fatty-acyl-CoA biosynthetic process. Lineage: Eukaryota; Metazoa; Arthropoda; Insecta; Diptera; Psychodidae. The transcript is spliced from 4 exons. Gene Ontology annotation, molecular function: long-chain fatty acid-CoA ligase activity. The record is from RefSeq and is a predicted model, not a curated record.